Molecule: messenger RNA, 357 nt
Organism: Brugia malayi
Lineage: Eukaryota; Metazoa; Nematoda; Chromadorea; Rhabditida; Onchocercidae
Exons: 3
Coding region: 1-357 (118 amino acids)
Source: RefSeq, a predicted model, not a curated record
AUGAAUGGUAGUAGACAUACUUCGCUCAUAGUCAUAAAUAUUGACGAGCUGAGAGAAAAAUUGGAAAGAAGCGAGUAUGGAGCUCACAGCGAAGGAGCAACACAAUUCCCAAAAGCUGACUUGAAGUGGCGUCCAAAGUUAUCCGCCAUCUCGAGAACAAGUCGAAAUGUUCUGCGAGUUCUUGAAGCACGACAGAGCGAGCAAGAAAAAAUGGAAGAAAUACCAGCGGAGGAACUAGAACCGGCAUUGGUUCACGGAGAUGACGGAAUGGCAAUUCAUAGUGAUGUGAUACCAGGAGCACCUGCGAUUAUUCCUGAACGCAUGGUAGUGGAGACAGGUCAAGAAAACGUGUUGUAA